AAUAAUGAGAACAACAGUCAAAAUUUCCAAAAAGAUGGAAUUACCCAGUUCUUAAAUAAUCAAAAAAUCUCUUAUGUUGGUAUCCAAUUCAAAAUUCUGUGGAUCAAUUAAUUCCCGGCAGGCGGCAAAUAGAUCCUUGACUCGAGUGAAAUCGAUCUGAAUCAUGUUACAUCAACAUUAAUUUCUAUUUAAUAAUAAAUUUUUGUACAUACAGCAAUGCAUUUUAUCAUUCAAUUAAAAUAAGUCUGUGAUAUUUUAGACAUCCUUAGAUUAUAGCUAUAUAGAAUUCAGGUGAAUUAUAAAUAUUGAUAAAAUAGGAAUAGGAGGCUAUGAAAAAUUCUUACCUUCCGAGUUUUGAAGUUCAAAUAUGCAUAUCUAAUUUUAUUAGGCUGUUUGAUUUUAUUGAGAGUGGAUAUUGAACUAUUUUUUAAGUAAUACGAAUCAAUCAAUUGGAAUUGCAGUAAUUUGAAUUCGGAGUGAUGAGUGCCAUAACAGAUUCAGAAGGGAGUGAAAAAGGUGUGAAAAAAUUUGUUGAUGACUGGUUAAUUUAUGAUACUAUAUUAGGGGAAGGAGCAUUUGGGGAAGUAAGAUUGAUAGCAAACCGAAAAACCAGAGAAAAAAUUGCGUGUAAAAUAAUGGACUUUGCUAAAUAUAAAGGAAGUGAAGUAGCAAUAACUAGGGAAAUAAGGAUACAUUCUGUUCUAAAUCAUGAGAAUAUAAUUAAAUAUUAUGGAUUGAGGAAAGAACCAACAAGAGUUUAUUUAUUUUUAGAAUAUGCUCCAGGUGGUGAACUUUUUCAGCAAAUUGAACCUGGAGUUGGAAUGCCUUCUCGUGAUGCUCAAAUGUAUAUGAAACAGUUGGUUAGAGGAGUAUCUUAUUUACAUUCUAAAGGUAUCACACAUCGUGAUAUAAAGCCUGAAAAUAUCCUUCUCCACAAUGGAAUCUUAAAAAUAUCAGAUUUUGGUAUGGCAACAUUAUUUAGACACAAAGGAAAAGAAAGAAUGCUUGAUAAAAAAUGUGGUACAAAACCUUAUUUAGCGCCUGAAAUACUUGUGGGAUCCUAUCAUGCUGUUCCAGCUGAUGUUUGGAGCUGUGGAUGUGUUCUAGUUGCUAUGCUGGCUGGAGAACUCUUAUGGAAUUGCCCACAUGAAGACUAUCCCGAAUUUGCCCAAUAUAAAGAGGGAAACUAUUUAACAAGUAGUCCUUGGAAUAGACUUGGUAACACGCCUCUGAGCUUAGUAACCAGGAUUUUAGAUCUGGAUCCUAUGAAAAGAAUUUCACUGGAAAAGAUUCUCAAACACCCUUGGAUGACUUACAACUUUUCUUAUGAUGAAGCUGAUAGCUCUGCGGAUAGCAAUUCUAACGGUCUUCAUGCUAUUAGAAGGGCUUCGAUGAUGGAGCCCCCUGCGGAUAGAGAAUCUCCUUAUGUAACCCUGUCGCAACCAAAUCUUCCAACGCGACCUGUUUGCCUGGAACAUAUUAUAGAUAAACAGCAAAAAACCAACAAGAGGAGGGAUAAUAAAUGGUUCUCGCAGCCAACUCAUAACGAAGAUCUCAUCAUCAGUUCAGAAUUGCAGUUUACCCAAACUCCUAUUACUAAAGAUAACUUUAGCGAUCUGAUACAGAGGAUGACCAGAUUCUUUGUCACCACGCAGACUGAAGAAAAGACUGCCGAAGCUCUGUGUUCUGUUUUAGAUGCACUUCAUUACACUUGGACUGUUGAUGGUUCAGGAGCGAUUUCCAUCUCUACGGUGGAUAAUAUGAAAAACCAGCUGGUGUUCAAAGUCACGAUUUUCAAGAUGGAGGGGAAAAUUUUAUUAGAUUUCAGGCUGUCGAAAGGUUGCGGUCUAGAAUUCAAGAAGAAAUUCAUAAAACUCAAAGAGUGCCUCGGUAAUAUUGUUUGUAAAGUUUAAUUUUUGUUCCUUAAUUGUGUGUUAUUGUUAAGACUAGUUUUGUACUGAAAUGUUUAAAUAGAGUUUAUUGAAAA
Molecule: messenger RNA, 1987 nt
Organism: Harmonia axyridis
Lineage: Eukaryota; Metazoa; Arthropoda; Insecta; Coleoptera; Coccinellidae
Product: serine/threonine-protein kinase grp-like
Exons: 9
Coding region: 480-1913 (477 amino acids)
Biological process (GO): intracellular signal transduction; protein phosphorylation
Cellular component (GO): nucleus
Molecular function (GO): ATP binding; protein serine/threonine kinase activity
Source: RefSeq, a predicted model, not a curated record